Molecule: messenger RNA, 1333 nt
Organism: Megalops cyprinoides (Indo-Pacific tarpon)
Lineage: Eukaryota; Metazoa; Chordata; Actinopteri; Elopiformes; Megalopidae
Exons: 5
Coding region: 401-1108 (235 amino acids)
Source: RefSeq, a predicted model, not a curated record
UAUGACCCGGUUAUAAUGGGAUACGCUGACACCACUAAAAUCGUGUUCCUGUUUCUGUUUUUUUCUUUCUUUCUUUCAUCUAAGGCCACCCUUCCCCAGUGAACGCGAUCAAAAUGUAACCUACAGGGAAUUAUUAUUUUAGAAGUCAGAAAAGGGAACCUAUCUGAUAUUUAAUUAUAGCCGAAGAAAUCAUAUCGCUCGUGUAUCCAGCUACAACUGAAUUAAACUUGCCGGAUCGCGACUUCAUGCCCGUGUUCUGUGUUCUGCGUUCUGCUCCGAAGAACAACAUAGCCCUCCAGACUCUUUUGCCAGACGGAAGUGCAGUUCAAUCAAAGCAACAGCUGGCGGGCCACACAAUCCACCCCUGACAAGGAAUGAUCAUUUAAUGGGAUGAGGCCCAAUGGAGCAGGCAUACAGUGACUUAUACCGGGAGUUUCUCCGCCUGCAAUCCCUGUGUUUGAAACAGGCUGCCCUGCUCCACCAGCUCACAGAGACACUGAAGCGACAGCAAGCAGUGGCUUCUGCUCGUGUUCUGGAUCCCGGAGCUCCAGUGUCAAUCCCAGCCCAGUGCUCAGAGGAGCAGAAACACCACACUGCGGCCUGCACACAUGAGGUGGCCAGACUGCUGCCCCCUGCUGGUCAGUCUAAAGCCUGCAUCCCAGCUGGUGGGGAUGCCCCUGCAGCAGAUGUCCUACUAGGGGGUAUGGACAGAUUGCAGCUGAGUACUGCCAGACGGGGGGGUGUCAGAGGAACAGAGCCCCCAAGACCAGCCACCCUGGGUCCCCUGGCUGCUCAUGGUUUGAGCAGGGAGUCAGCACCCCCCAGUGGUUCAGCUGACCUUCUGCAGCCAGAGGAGCACCUGAGAGCAGAGUUCUACAGAGCAAUGAAUGACCCAAAUACUGGUGGUAACACAACAACCCAAGGAAGAAAGGCCCCCUGGAUGUUCAGCUCAUUCCUGGACAGUGAGAUGUUGAGCCAGGGCGGCGGCCUCCUGAUGUCUGAGGUGGCACUCCACUCCCAGGUGUGCGAGUUCUGCCAGGCUGUCUUCCCAGGGAACACCACCACACUGGGGGAGAUCCUGCGCCACCUGACCACCCACAUCACCUGAGUGACGUUAACCUGGCGACGCCAUGUUGUAUGUAUAUUGAUUUAUGGUACGUUCUGUAUAUACACCAACUGGAGUAAGCGGUGCUGUCAUGAAACAUGCUUGAAGUCUAAACUAUGUAUGGUACCAUUAUCAUGGUUGUUGUUAUUAUAAGAGAGGAAUAGCUAUAUUCUGACUGUGGGUAGCAGUGUGGCAUAGUGGUAAGGAGCAAAGGUUGUUGCUUCAGUU